Messenger RNA from Abrus precatorius (Indian licorice), 1530 nucleotides. Its product is annotated as sugar transport protein 10-like. Bases 1 to 1530 code for a protein of 509 amino acids. Gene Ontology annotation, biological process: monosaccharide transmembrane transport. The record is from RefSeq and is a predicted model, not a curated record. NCBI's taxonomy places the organism in Eukaryota, Viridiplantae, Streptophyta, Magnoliopsida, Fabales, Fabaceae. Gene Ontology annotation, cellular component: membrane. The transcript is spliced from 3 exons. Gene Ontology annotation, molecular function: monosaccharide transmembrane transporter activity.
AUGGCAGGUGGAGCUUUUGUAAAUACAGGAAAAACAAAACAAUUUGAUGGCAAGGUUACAACAUUUGUGUUGGUUACAUGCUUUGUGGCAGCCAUGGGAGGCCUUCUCUUUGGUUAUGAUCUUGGAAUAACAGGAGGAGUGACUUCCAUGGAACCAUUCUUAAUAAAAUUCUUCCCUGGUGUUUAUAAGCAAAUGAAAGAUGAUACCGGUCAUCAUAGUCAAUAUUGCAAAUUUGACAAUCAGCUACUUACUUUAUUCACCUCUUCCUUAUAUUUAGCCGCAUUAGUAGCUUCUUUCUUUGCUUCCACAACCACAAGAUUGAUGGGGCGCAAAAUUUCAAUGUUUUCAGGAGGCUUAUUUUUUCUUGUUGGUGCAGUAUUAAAUGGUCUUGCUGUAAAUAUCGAGAUGCUUAUCAUUGGUCGUAUAUUACUUGGUAUCGGCGUGGGAUAUUGUAAUCAGUCUGUACCAGUAUAUUUGUCUGAAAUGGCUCCGGCAAAGAUUAGAGGUGCACUCAACAUGGGAUUUCAAAUGAUGAUCACAAUUGGCAUCUUAAUUGCAAACCUUAUUAACUAUGGGACUGCCAAACUAGAAAGUGGAUGGAGAAUUUCUCUGGGUGUUGGUGCUGUUCCUGCAAUCAUGCUAUGUGUUGGAUCACUAUUCUUAGGUGACACGCCUAAUUCCUUGAUUGAAAGAGGCCAAAGGGAAGCAGCUAAGAAAAUGUUACAAAAAAUUCGUGGCAUUGAUAAUGUUGAUGAGGAGCUCCAAGACCUCAUUGAUGCAUGUGAGGCAGCUAAACAAGUGGAACACCCAUGGAAGAACAUUACACAGCCUAAAUACAAGCCUCAACUCACUUUUUGCAUAUGGAUUCCAUUCUUCCAGCAACUUACUGGCAUUAAUGUCAUUAUGUUUUAUGCACCCGUUCUCUUCAAAACUUUGGGCUUUGGAGGCGAUGCUGCCCUUAUGUCUGCAGUUAUCACUGGAUGUGUUAAUGUGGCUGCUACUUUUGUUUCCAUAUUCACUGUGGAUAAGUUUGGAAGAAGACUUUUGUUUCUCGAAGGUGGCAUCCAAAUGCUUAUCUGUCAGGUUGCCGUUGGAGUUAUGGUUGCACUGAAAUUUGGUGUGACCGGCAAUGGCUCUUUUAGCAAAAGUGAAGCUGACCUUCUCUUGUUCUUCAUAUGUGCAUAUGUUGGAGCAUUUGCAUGGUCUUGGGGUCCACUUGGGUGGCUAGUACCCAGUGAAAUAUGUUCUCUGGAGACUCGAUCUGCUGGUCAAGCCAUUAAUGUUGCCGUAAAUAUGUUGUUUACCUUUGCUAUUGCUCAAGUUUUCCUAACCAUGCUUUGUCACUUGAAGUUCGGCCUUUUCCUCUUCUUUGCUGGAUUUGUGAUCAUCAUGACUAUCUUCAUUGCCUUAUUCCUGCCAGAGACUAAGAACGUCCCCAUUGAAGAAAUGAAUAAAGUGUGGAAAUCACAUUGGUUUUGGACAAAGUUUGUUGGUGAUGUUAAUAAUGAUCAGAAGAUCAAUGAUGUUUAA